Messenger RNA from Tetranychus urticae (two-spotted spider mite), 5930 nucleotides. RefSeq names its product ATP-binding cassette sub-family G member 4-like. The record is from RefSeq and is a predicted model, not a curated record. Gene Ontology annotation, molecular function: ABC-type transporter activity; ATP hydrolysis activity; ATP binding. Gene Ontology annotation, biological process: transmembrane transport. Lineage: Eukaryota; Metazoa; Arthropoda; Arachnida; Trombidiformes; Tetranychidae. Gene Ontology annotation, cellular component: plasma membrane.
AGAAAAAAAAGAGUGAGAAAAACGUCAAAAUUUUUACUUCAAGUAAAUGGGUAAAAUAGUGAAAGUAAAUAGUGAAAAUAAAGGGGAAAAGGUAUCGAGUUAUCCCGGCCUGGUAUAAGCCGUUAUAUUGGUAAUAAGACGUUAAAGAGAGGGAUAAAAGGAGGAGAACCAGAACCAGAUUUGGGCGAGAAUCAACCUUCUAAGGUUGUACUCUUUUUUACGUUAAGAUGAUGAUUAGAGAAGUUGUUGUUGACAGGAGAGAAAAAAUUUAAAGAAAUAAAAUAUAAAUAAUUUUUUGUGCGCUUUGUUGGUACAAAAACAAGGCUAUAUAAAAUAAAAGUUCGAGGAAAGUCAAUCACCAGUUACAUUGUAGAUAUAAACAGAUGAACAACCAUUUUGAGUAAAAGUAAUAGCAAGAAGUAAACAAUAUUUCAAUAACUGGCCUCGAAUAGUGAAACAUCAAUUAGAGGGAUUCGUCAAAAUGUAAUUGAUGAUCAAAAUCACGUAGAUAUUGAAAUAGUCAAAAUUUCCCGUUUUGAUUUGUUUUGUUGUGAUCAUAAAUCAUUGAGUCAACCCAACACUUGGUCAAUAUAUAUAAAUCCCUAAAAGUGUCCCACAAAAUUUACUACAAAGUAAACCAACGAGAACAAUAUAUAAAUUGUUUCAGUGAUUAUAUGAAAAUUGUUUCAAAAGUGAUUACAAUGUUAUUACUGGCCUUGCCCUUAUACUGUUCCAAUUGUAACCCCAAUCAAGUGAUGACAACAAUUAUUCAAAGUUGAUAUUGUGCCACCAUUUUCACAUACACUUUCACCUGACAUCAACAACAUUAUUAUCAUUUAUUAUAAAGAUUAUCUUUUAAUAAUCAGUAUAAUAGUAAUCAUAUAUAAUAGCAAUCAACUACUACUAGUCCUUACUUUCAUUACUUUCUUCCUCCUCAUCAUCAGUGCCGUCAUUAUCAUCAAUAACAAGCCCAACGCCGAGAAACAAAUAAACAACAUCAAACCUUAUUCACUUUACAUUUUUUCCGCAUCACAGUUAAAAUUGACCGGCCGAACUUGAUGUACUCAACACUCGUUUUCAUCGAGAAAUACAUUCCUCAUCCUCACGCCUCUCUCCUAUUCUCACUCUUCUCAUCCAUCUUCUUCCGCCGCUCUCAAUCUUCAUCAUUUUCCUCUCUUCCUCGCUAAACCUCAUCAUCAACAUCACUAAACGAGGGAAACAAGAAAGUGAAAAAUAUUCUUCUUUUUUUGCCGUCAAAUCAUACAUCAGACUAAAUUAAACUACGUUACUACAUGUAUUACUAACUUUCAAUUCAUUUGUGCAAGUUUCCGGAAAAGUACUCACUACCAACUUAUUUACUAACUGAAUUAGCUUAAGCAUAAAUCUGUAAACUUCCUCUUUCUUUCUCUCUCUUUCUUUACAUCUUUUUUCUCUUCUUCAUCAUCUCCUUCCCGUUAAAUUUUACGGUAAAAAAACAGCUAUCUUACUUUUUUACCUUUUUGAUCAUAAUCAAACUUUGGGUUGACUUGACUUGUAUCCAUCAGUCAGGUUUCCCAUCCAGUUAGUUAUUAUUACUUUCUCCUUCUUUUUUAUUUUCAUUACACUUUCACUUGAAACUCAUCUGAUACCCUUGAUAUUUGAUUAACAUGAAUUUGGACCCGGAACUGGGAUCCGAUCAACAUGCGGUUAGCAUUAAACUAACCAAUGUCAAUGAUGCCACCGAUGAUUGCGUUGUUCCCGCGACAGCAAUAGCAGUAGCAGCUCCAAUUGCUGUUGUAUCCACCGUUUCAAAUAAAAAUGACCAUGUAACCAAUUUAAUGUUAUCAUCUUCAUCUUCUUCACAUUCUUCAUCUGUAAUUGUGGUUCCACCGCAAGCAAAUAUUUCCGAUUCAUCUUCAAUAAUGUCCACUGAUUCAUCUUCAUCUUCAUCGCUUCCACCAACACCAACCACAAUACCUCUUCAUCCUAGUUUGACUCGCGGCUUAUCGCCCAGACUUUCCUUGGAAUCAGCUGGAUCAUCUAAAAGUGUUUCAACCACAUCUUCAUCUUCUUGUCCAAGUUCAAAUCGAACAUCAUAUCUCGCUGAAGCAGUUGCUUGUUCCGAUGGACGCAUAACUUCUGGAAGUUGCAGUCUAAUUUGGAAAAAUUUAGCUUAUACAAUUGAGACGAGUAAAUGGUCAUCUUCAUCUUUUUAUGGAGUUAAACGGUCAACAUCCAAAAAGGUUAUCUUCACUGGGCUCUCUGGUGAAGUUAGAGCAGGACAGUUAACAGCCGUAAUUGGACAAUCAGGUGUUGGUAAAUCGACUCUCCUUGAAUCUAUUGCUGGUCGAAGGAAACAAGGUUUAACAGGUGAAGCAUAUCUAAAAUUUGUUGGAUCUACCACUCAUCAAGUCAAUUCAGCUCAAGUUUCAUUCAUACCACAAAAGGAUGCUCAUCUUCCCUGUCUUACAGUGAAAGAAACUCUUAUGUAUGCUUCAAGACUGAAAAACUCUGAAUCAGCUCAAAGAGUUGUCUCAAAGUGUAAAAAGCUAAAUCAAUUUGACUUUCUAACUGAAAUGGAUUACCAUAAUUACCUUAUUACCCAAGUUCAGAAAGAUCUUUGCCUGGGUCGUUGUUGGGAUGUUAAGGUUGCCAAAUGUUCUGGAGGAGAAAUUAAACGUCUCUCAAUGGCUGUUGAACUUAUCUCCAAUCCUAAAGUGAUUAUCCUUGACGAACCUACAACAGGCCUUGAUGCAACAUCAGCUUUCCACUGUAUCGAGGUGCUAAAUUGUCUCACAGAAAUGGAAUCCCCUCCGGGAAUAAUUGCCUCAAUUCAUCAACCCAGCUCAGAACUUCUUAAUCUUUUUCACAAUGUAUACGUUAUUGGAGCUGGUGGUCAUUGUAUUUACAAUGGACCAACUGACCAAUUGGUUACCCAUCUGGCACAAAAUGGUCUAUGUUGUCCGCUUUAUCAUAAUCCAGCUGAAUUUAUUGUUCAUGUAGCCUCAGGUCGGUAUGGUGAAAAGAUACUUACCAAUUUGGCUUCCAUACAAGCUGAGUCUUUCGAAAAUCUUCAUGCUGCCAUUAAAUCGGAAGAGAUUGACGUUGAUGUAGAUAAAAUUGAUGUCAAACGUCUCUAUGAGAAAACUAACCGCAAGCAACAUCCGACUUGCAGUCAUAUUGGUUUGCUUCUUACACGAACCUGGAAGUCAACUAUUAGACAACCCAUGUUGACCUGGCUUCGAUUAUCUCAAUAUCUUUUGGUUGGCCUCAUUCUUUCUUUCCUUCAUAACUACAAAAUCGGUGAGCUUGACGGUUGUUACACUGAUGUAAUCAAAAAUGCAACUCUCUUAUCAGGUGAACAAAAUUACGGUCAACUGUUGGCCAGAAUUAAUGACAAUACGGCAACAAUUUAUUUUGCCCUUAUGUUCCUUGUUGGCGCAGCCAUAGUCCCAACAGUUCUAACGUUCCCCACGGAAAUAUCUGUGGUCUUUAAUGAGCGUCAUAACGGCUGGUAUUCAUCAUUUUCCUAUUAUAUUGCUAAAAUAAUAUCCGAGAUUCCUUUAUCAGCUGCCCUUCCUUUGCUUUUUGCAUCUCUUUUCUAUUAUUUUACUGGACAAAUACCCGAGAUGAGCCGUUUUGCUCUUUUUUAUAUGAUCAUAUUUCUUUUAUCCAUUAUUGGUCAAAUAAUUGGGCUCAUAAUGGGUACUAUAUUCAUGGACGAUCCACCUUCUGCUGUUUUCAUGUCCAUUUCAACACUUUGUCCAAUUUUUAUUGUCGGUGGAUUCCUUCUUCGCGAAUCUAUAAUAGUCUGGUUCCUUAAACCUCUCUGGUACCUUUCUUAUGUUCGUUACGCCUUUGCAUCCAUCAUUGUAGCUCUUUAUGGAUUCGGACGUUGUGGUACAGAAUAUAAAGCACCAUUAAGAAGAUCAGUAUUACCCCAGUUGACCCAAUUAGUCCAAGAUGAAGAUAUUGGUUGUGUUUACGAUCAAUACCAACUAAACUCAGACUGUUUCGAUGAAAUCCUCAGAGAAUGUAAUACAACCAUGGAUUACAUUUACAAAAAGACUAUUGGCCGAGAAGAGCACCGUCUAACUGCAUCAGUAGACCAAUACGAUGGUUCCUUUGUCAUGUCUUAUUAUGAGGUAACCAACACUCAGUUUACGGUUAACAUAAUUGUCUUGGUUCUAUAUUCACUGGUUUUAAUAUUGAUAAACUAUUGGAUCUUAAUAUACAAGAUCAAAAGGAAGAUUAAGAAAUGAUAAAUUUAAAGUCAAUAAUCAUCACAAAUCAAAAUUGAAACAUUAACGAUUAGAGUGAAAUUAAACGGGAAACAAUAAGCCGCUCAACAUUAAACAAAGACUCAACCACUGUUUGGUUCUUACCAGCAAGCUAAGUGUGUUAAUUAGAUUAGCCACAACCAUUGGCUGCAUCAUUUACAUUUUAUAGACAUUUUUUACCUAUUGUAAUUAAAAAAUUGUGUUUAUUGGUGUUUUCAUCAAAAUUUUAAUUUCAUCGUUCAUUCCAUCAUAAUUCACCUUUCAUCGAAACAUGUUCAACCAUUCAUCUAUUCAUCCAUCUUAAUAAUUUAAAUGGACUACCAAGCAAGGAGAUUACCGAAAUGUGUGGUGUUUUUUGCUUUCAUCUAUUCAAUUCAAUUUCAAUAUCACAAAAGACUCUUUUUUAAUCAGGUCACCAUCAGCUUGGAAUCACCACUCAAAAGUAUUCAUCAAGUAGGAUUACUUGAUCUUCAUCACAGUCAUCACCAUCAUCAUCAUAACCAUUAACUUCUUUCCCUUCUUCCUCAUCUUUUCCUCUUUUAAUCAUUCCUUCUUUAAAUCAAUCUAAUUUACCAUUUGAUUGCAAACUUUCACUUCACAUUCUUGAUCACUCACCAUCAUCUUGAAAUAAUCUUUUCUAAAUCAAAUCUUUAUAAUUAAAGAAAUGGUUCAAAUCAUUACAUGAAGAGAGAACAAAAAGGAACAGAUUUUAAAAAUUUGUUCUGAAUACCAUUAAAAGUUGAUCUUAAAUACAAAUACAAAUCUUUAAUCUUACAAAAAAAUUAAUGUUCAUUAUUUAUACAAAGUACAAAACUGUUUGUACUCUGCUUUGUGAUCAAAUGGACAAUUGAAAAGCCAAAUUUAUACACAAUGACCAGCGAUUAUAAACAGUUAGACAAUUUAAAUGCCAGAAACACCGUUAUUUGUGAUGAAAGAUUAUUUUUUGAAUUGUUGUUAUCAUUCAAUAUUUUACUUGACCAACAAUCAUUUAUAAUAAUAUAAUAAAGACAAACCUUGAAGUAACGACGAUUCAACAUUUCCUUAAAUCAAUUAACGUGCAAAAGCCUGAACAAAAAAAUGAAUUACAAUCAUUAUUACUGGUUAUUUAAAGUACCAAUCUUAAGAAAAUUAUCACACAUAUUAUGUACUCUUGAUUAUGAUUAAAUCGCCAUUCGUGGAUCAACUAACCGGUAAAGUGUCUAUUUUUAAAAAUAUUAAGGCACAGGUAAAAGCUAAAUUGUGAAAAGCCUUGGACAAAAUUUUCUUGCCUUUAAUUGUAUUAUAAGUAGACAAAUUACAAAUAGUCAAACCAAAUUUCACAGCAAUCAAUGGAAAGCAAUUUACAUUUCCAGAACUUUAAAGCUUCAAGUUUAAAUCAGUUUGAAAACAUCUGGAUGACACAAAAAUGGAUGCUUUUGCUUACAUUUUAUACAAUUCCUGUAAUGGCUGGACAGAUCCUCUUUCAUUCGAUUGGAUCAAAAUUGAAACGAUCAAUUGAUUUUUGCGAUUGAAUAAAUUAAAAUUUUUGAAUUUAAGCAACACAAAAGUGUUGUAAAGUCCAAAUGUAGCGUAUUUCAAUUGGAUCAGCUAAGAAAUCACGAGAAUGGUGAUAAAAUCAUUUUAACGAUGAUUAUAAAUUCAACUCUUACAAUAAAUUGUUUUGAUUUUUAA